Exophiala aquamarina CBS 119918 is the source of this 1881-nucleotide messenger RNA. RefSeq lists its product as uncharacterized. The record is from RefSeq and is a predicted model, not a curated record. The coding region runs from base 1 to 1881 and encodes 626 amino acids. The transcript has a single exon. NCBI's taxonomy places the organism in Eukaryota, Fungi, Ascomycota, Eurotiomycetes, Chaetothyriales, Herpotrichiellaceae.
AUGCCGCGUAUUACACGAGCUGCUUUGAAGGCGCAAGCUCAAGACCAAGGUCAAGAUGAGCUUCAAGCGCAGCCACUCAUCCACGAGGAUUCUGACGCCGACGCGGAAGUCCCUGUCCUGCGACACCCCGAAACAUCCCUAAAUACGAACCAGGAUCCAGCUAGCCGGCCUGCCCUCAAAGACAUCACCCACGAGAAUCAGCCAACCUCCGAUGAUGUCUUCACCGAUGAGCCUAUUGUAUCUGUAAAGAAAACUAAGAGCAAGAGAAAGGGAACGCAAACAGAGAAUAACAUCGAGCAAACUGCUCAGGAGGCUCAAGAGACUCAAACCGCCCCCAUCCCAGGGGAAUCACAACAGACUCCCCAAUCCACCAUUCCUUCCUUCAAAGAUGGCAACGACACCACCCACGAAGGGGUAAAUGGACAAGAGAGCAUUCCAGAGCAAUCUUACUGCGAACCAUUUAAUACACCAUCUCAGGUAGUCCAAUCUCCUGAACAGGAAACUUCCUCAACCCGGCAACCCUCCAACACUGCAUCUAAGACACCAAAGUUCAACCCUGUUGUUCAUGUGCCUGAACCUCUUGCCACUGUAGCAAUUAUAGACACUGUCGAAGAUUCUUUUAUCGAUAAGAUCAAAACUCGAUCGCCGUCCAAAAUGCAGUCGUACUCUGAGGGCCACCAUUCUCCUGUCUCGUUGGCUGAGCAAAGCACAUCACAGACUCCACGCAUCGAAGACUCGGUUGAAGCGAUUGAUGCACUGGAAGACGCAAUCGAGAGGAUCUCACAGGGACUUCCUAGAGUCGAUGGCCUCAACAUCAAUUCCCCUGCGAAGUCGACCAAGAAGCCCCCUUCACCAGUGACUCUCGAGCCUCGUUCUAGGGCACCCAACACAUUGAAGAAAGCGGAACGAACCUUGGCAAAGAACACAGGACCAUCCCCUCCAAAAGCUGUCAAUCGCCCUAGACCGACAAGUCUCAAUGUAUCUACCUCUAAGACAACAAAUAAGCCUGCUGUGGUGGUGAAGCAACACAAAAAGCUAGUUGUUGAUGGCUCAAAACCAAAAGAAGCCGCUGUGCCCCAGCCCCCUUCGCUCUCAUUUUCCAGUUCACCAGCGAAAGCUCUACCUAACAUGACCAAGAAGCGAGUACCUAGCACGUCUCUUUCUACAAGCAAACCAGGUUUCGUUCCAGCAAAGUCAUCCAAGGCUCCCACUAAAUCUACAUUCUCUCUUCCAGGGGAAGUGAUCUCUGCGAAGCUGAAGGUUCAGCGAGAGGAGCGGUUGAAAAAAGAAGAGGAGGCUGAGAGAGCCAAAAAGAACUUCAAGGCACGCCCUGUGCCCUCCAAAAUAGCCGAUCCAAGUGUAAAACCCCGAGACAACAAAGCUAGCCAAGGGAGAUUGAGUAUUUAUGCUGGAGGAUUGAACAAGGAGAAUAUUGAACCACCGAAGGUCAUUGUACGGAGGUCACGCCCAAUGUCGAUGAUCGAGAAGCCAAGGACCGAUCCAACCAGAGCCAAUUCGGGCGUCCGACGGACCACCAGCGUUGCCGCGAGGCCCAGCACUUCGAAAGUCAGAGAGUCAUCGAUCCAAUUAUCGUCCGGGCAGAAGUCGAGUGUAUCAAAGGGUGAGGUGAUCCAGCAGAGGGCAACGGGCAAAGAAGUGUUCGGACGUAACAAAGCAGAGAUCGAGAGAUUGGAAAAUGAGAGAAAGGAGAAAGAAGAAGCGGCACGGAAGGCGAGAGCUGAUGCUGCUGAACGAGGACGACAGGCCAGUCGCGAAUGGGCAGAGAAACAAAAGAAGAAGUUGGCCGUACAGGCUGCUUCAAAGCAGGCUGCAGAGAAAUCGGGUCGAGGCCCGUCUACUGCUGUUUCCGCCGCUUCUUGA